UGGAGUGAACCUAUAGAUAAUAUAAAAAUACUUUAACUUACUAAUAUAAUAUAUUAUCAAGCAGUGUACCAUGCCCGGUUUCAGACCUCAGUCUAUGAACAAGAAUUAAGAUCGCGGCGCCCAUAGUAAUAGGUAUACGUAUCCUAAUAAUAUACAACUGACAAACUGUAUUACUAUAUACUAUAUACAUACAAUAUAUUGGGAUACGGGCUAUACGGCUGCCCCUCCCAUACGUCCCAUGUCGGCGGUGGCUUCCCACAUUCUCAGGAGACAACAUUAGAGGGUAUAAACGCAUGAAUUGUUGAAGGUUUUUUAGAACAUGAAGUUCCUAGAGUCCAGUCCCUUAAUCUAUUGAAAAUACAAUUACAAAAUGAAGAUUUAACAUAUUUCUCAACUUGCAUGGCGUAUAAAUCAAGUAAAAACGAACCAGUAUUAUAUAAUAUUUUAUAUUAUUCUUCUUCUUCUUUGGCUUUUUACAGGCCUUUUAGGUCCAUUGCCGCAACAACAUACUGUCUCCAUUCUUCUCUGUUUUGUGCCGUUUCUUCGGCAUUCCUUAUUCCCAACAUCUUUAGGUCUUCUUUUAUUCUAUCAACCCAUCUCUGUCUAGGACGUCCUCUGGGCCUCUUUGCGUUUGGUUUCCAUGCGGUUAUUUGUCCGAUUAGUCCUUUUGAUCUCCAUACAUGCCCAGCCCAUCCUAUUCGUGCGCUUUUCAAGAUCCCAGUAAUAUUGGGUUCGUUAUAUAAUUCCUCUAAAUUUUUAUUGCUACGUAUUUCAUAUUCUCCUUCAUUGUUUUUGUUUGGGCCAAAUAUCUUUCUCAAUAUCUUUCUCUCAAAUACUUCUAACUUUUUUUCAUCUGACUUUUUAUAUUAUUAUAAUAUAAUAUUUUUAUUCGAUAAAUACGUAUGUGCAUAGUGUUCUAUUUAAUAUGUUUGGCCCAGUUAAUAUUUUGAGUUUGACAUGGCUGCCCUAGAGCCUAGACCUUAACUCUACUUACGCCAGUAAAAUUGCAUAGGUACUAUCAAUUAUCAAUUUAUCAUCCGUUCAAAUUCAAAUAAAUUUAUUAUGUUAUGCCUGCGGUUCUGCCGCAACGUCGCGACGAGUUCAUGCAAUUUAGUAUUGAGAUAUUUGACAGUAUAAUCCCACUUACUGCAGUUGUAGGCACACUGCAGUACUGCACACACGACACAUUUCCAUAGUCUCACAAAAUAUUGUACCAGAAACCACUGAUACGAAAGGUCGGCGGUUGAACAUUGUACUUUAUUCUGUGGUUGUACCUUAUUGUUCUUUUUGUUGUUUAUUAUUUUUAUUUUUCCGUGAUUCCUAGAAGUAUUUGUUGCGAGCUCUUGAUUGAAUUUUUGCGAAUUUUGCGAGUGAGUAUGCUACUGUUUGGCAGGGUUUUAAGUGGGAAAAAAAUCUGGAGGGGACUAAUAUCUCCACAUAGUUUUAAGCGUUCCAUGUAUAAUUAUUAAUUUUAUGUAUAAUGUAUAAUGUAUAAAAUCCUAAUUUGUUAAAGGGGACACUUUUUAACCGCCGUUAGAGGUAGGGGAACCGAGUCCUGCGUUUCCCCACUUUAACCCCUGCUGUUUGGUAGUUUUGAAUUUUUGAAAACGUUACAUUUAUCAUUUGAUCAGAGCCACUCACUGCCGUAAUUGUUUAAUAUUAUGUCAAACGAAUGCACUAUAAUAAUAUUUUGUUGUUAUAAAUUUAGUAAACUUGUGUUUAAAAAAAAUUACACUGAAAAAUGGCCGGUUGUGUCGAUCAAUUGUCUGAUGCAAUGGGUGCUUUGUCUUUCAACGAUAAUCACUGGAAUGAACUCGGAUUGGAAGACAGCAUUCGUAUGCAGCUAAGAAAAAUUGAAAAUGAUUAUGAAAGUAUUUUUUCAUGGGACAUCCAACAAUUAACAGGUGUCAAUCAAAAUCUUAUGAUGAACCUCAUCGAUAAGAUUCGCGAAAAACAAGAAAUGAUCAUGGACAAAGAUGAUGAAUUCAAUUUAAAUAGAUUUUAUUUGCAAUUAGUAGCUAGUUAUGAACUUUACAUUAGCAAAAGUUAUCAGGAAUCAUACUUGGAAAUUGAAAGAGUUCUUAAAUUGAUGGAAACCUGUAAAUUUGAUGAGUCUAAUGAACAGUACUCUGAUGCUUACUACCAUAUUGCUCACGCCACUAAUGCUUAUAUUGCAUUAACAUUGAAAAUUGAUUCAGAAAAGUUACUGAGAAAUAUUAAACAAAUCAAUAGUUUUAACCGAGCCGAAAAGUCUGCAAUUUGUGCUGUGAAAGCUAGAAUUUUUAUGGAAUAUCCACCAAAAGGAAAUGAUAUUGCUUUAAAAUUUGCUGAUCGAGCUCGUAUCCUUCAUUCUACUGAACCUGAAUGGAUAAUCAUUUGGUUAAAAGCUAAAGGACGAGUCAGACGUUAUUACUCACAAUUUAAAAUGCCGGAGGAUGAUGAAAUGGAUGGUGCAGAAAUGUUAUGCUCUACAAAACCUAAUCCUCGGCAUUUAAUUCAAGCCUCUAAACUUUAUAUGGAAGCAGCAUUUGUUAAUAAAUUAAAAAACAACCAAGUUGAAUCAAAAAAAUUUUAUAAGAUUUCAUCUGAUUUAACCUACAAAUCAGUUGAAUUAGCCAAAGACAAUACAAAACAACUUUAUUCUUGUCUACUCACAUGUAUCGAUUAUCCUAAAGAGUUAUUAUCAAAAUCUAUGAUGGACAAUAUAAUUACAAAACUGUCAAAUGUUGAAAAUAGCCGUGUGGAUCAAGUACUAGGCAAAUAUUAUUUAAAACACGAAAAAAAUUAUGAAAAGGCAAAAAUUCAUUUGUCUCGCGGAAUGGCUGCUGGUCAUUUUGGUAGUUCAUUGCAGUUAAUAAAAGUAGAGUGCCUGUUACAACCUGUUGAUAAAUUUCCUCUUGUAAAGACUUUAAAUAUGAUGUAUGAUGUUUUUCCAAGUCCAAAAAGGAGGCUUGUUAUUUUAUCACAAAUAUUGAUAUAUUACAAUUAUUUUGAAAAUAAUCCAAAAGAAAUGAUGCGCUUCCUAAAAAUGUACAUUGAUCAAGAUAUUGAUGAUACAUUUAAAAAACGCCAUUUAAUUUUUGCUCAUCCAUUAUUCCAAGUUAACGGAUUCAGACCAAAACAAUUUUUAAAUGUUCUACUUAAGGAAGUAAAAGAACUAGUGAAUAAGAAGAACACAUUGGACUGGACUUUAGAAGAAAAAAAAAUGAUUGACAACACAUUGGAUCAGUUGAAUAAAAUAUCAAAAUUACAUUUUUAUGAUAAUCAAUAUAAUGAUAAUAUUAAAAGCACUUUUCAUACCAAAAAUGAAGCCAAUUCAAAUAGAGGAUAUCAUAAUAAUAAACCAUAUAAUAAUAGAAAAAAUGAAUCUUGGCGAAAACAAAAGGUUGAUUUGUCAGGAAAUGAGUCUAAGAGUAGUCGUCAGCACCAUUUUGCUUCAAAACACAUAAAUCAGGAUAAGUUUUUAGAAAAACAUAUGGACAUAAACAUAAAACCUUCAACAAGUCAACAUAAAGUAAUUGAAAACAAUAUUAAAUUACCUGUAAAAACGCCUAUUGAGCCAAUAAACAGUUUGAAUAAUUCGGAUAGUAUUGAAACAAAGCUAAAAAAGUUUGAUAAUAAAUUUAGUUCAUUGGGCGAUUUACAUGUUGUUUCAUUAGAAAACAACUCUAUCAAUAAACCAAUCAGUAGUAGGACACAUGGCAGAGGUAGUAAUAGAUAUGGUGGUUAUAAACCAAGUUGGCGAAACCAACCAGAUGACUCUCAACAUCAGGACAACUUUGAAAUAUUUCACAACCGUGGGAUUAAUUCUCAACAAUCACAAAGAUAUAAAAACGAGUAUCCAAAAAAUCAACAUCAUGGAAACCAACCCAAUACAUAA
This is a messenger RNA of Myzus persicae (green peach aphid), 3880 nucleotides long. RefSeq lists its product as uncharacterized. The transcript is spliced from 8 exons. Bases 1742 to 3880 code for a protein of 712 amino acids. NCBI's taxonomy places the organism in Eukaryota, Metazoa, Arthropoda, Insecta, Hemiptera, Aphididae. The record is from RefSeq and is a predicted model, not a curated record.